CGUCUCUCCUUCCCCCCCCGCCAAGGAGAGGAGAGGGGGUCUCGCUGCUCCUCGCCCCGGCGCGGGGCCUUGGAGCGCGCUGCAGGACGUGACUGCCAGGCCCCAGCGUCUCCUUUAGAAAGACUUCUGUGUAAUAAGAGACUAAGAAUAGAAAGCAGCUACCAGACUUGCAUCAUAGUUUUCUGUUCAUGUGGUGGACGAUACCAGAGUAGUCAACUUGCCUAUAUUUUGGUGACCUAGAAGCAUAGCUGGUUUGAGAUCGUACAUGGGUAUUCUGAAACUACAGGAUUCAUUUAUGAUGUGCUUUUGAAAGAAGAAUAGAGAAUCCAUUGCACACUGACACUUUUUGGAAAACUCUCCUUCUAAUGUAUUUUGCAAACAAAUUUUUGAAUUAAAUAGAAUUUCAUCAUGGGAGGAGCAGUGAGUGCUGGAGAAGACAAUGAUGACUUAAUUGAUAACUUGAAAGAAGCUCAGUAUAUUCGCACUGAGAGUGUGGAGCAAGCCUUCAGAGCAAUUGAUCGUGGUGAUUACUAUCUGGAAGGAUACAGGGACAAUGCUUAUAAAGACUUGGCCUGGAAGCAUGGAAAUAUACACUUGUCAGCACCUUGCAUUUAUUCUGAAGUCAUGGAAGCACUGAAGCUUCAGCCUGGAUUAUCUUUUCUAAAUCUGGGUAGUGGAACCGGAUAUUUGAGUACAAUGGUGGGAUUAAUAUUAGGACCUUUUGGGAUAAAUCAUGGAAUAGAGCUUCAUUCAGAUGUGGUAGAAUAUGCCAAGGAAAAAUUGGAGAGCUUCAUAAAAUAUAGUGAUAGCUUUGAUAAAUUUGAGUUCUGUGAACCUGCCUUUGUGGUUGGUAAUUGUUUGGAAAUAGCCUCAGACAGUCAUCAGUAUGACCGGAUUUACUGUGGAGCUGGAGUCCAGAAAGACCAUGAAAACUACAUGAAAAUUUUAUUGAAAGUUGGAGGCAUUUUAGUAAUGCCUAUAGAAGAUCAGCUAACACAAAUCCUGAGAACAGGACAGAACACGUGGGAAAGUAAAAAUAUCCUUGCUGUUUCAUUUGCUCCACUAGUGCAACCAAACAGAAACGACAGUGGCAAACAUGACACUGUGGGACUGCCUCCAUGCGCUGUUAGGAAUCUCCAGGACCUAGCUCGAAUCUAUAUCAGACGCACCCUUAGAAACUUCAUAAAUGAGGAGAUGAAAGCGAAGGGUAUUGCUCAGAAGGCUCCUCCAAAACGAAAACGCAGGAGAUGUCGUAGACGCAGGAUUAACACCUAUGUAUUUGUUGGUAAUCAACUCAUUCCUCAACCUCUAGACAGUGAAGAAGAUGAAAAGAUGGAAGACGAUAACAAAGAGGAAGAGGAUAAAGAUCACAGUGAGGCCUUGAAGCCAGAAGAGCCUCCUCGAAAUCUGCUGAGAGAGAAAAUUAUGAGUCUACCAUUACCUGAAUCUUUAAAAGCAUACUUGACCUAUUACAGAGAGAAAUAACUUGUUUUAAGUAGAAAUAAUGCCUACUGAUAGUUCCUUUAUUCUUGAAAAUGUAGCAUUUAUUAAGAAAUAGAUGGACAAAUUAUUAUUAGUCUUUCAUCAAGACUGAAGUACAGUGAUAUAUUGUUACUUAUCUCUAUCUUGUCUUUGCUACAAGGAAGACUUGCAUUCAACAGUAGAAUCCCUUUUUAAAAAUCUAUUUUUCUUUAAAUUUUGAAAAUGCUGUUUUAACUCUGAUAGAAAUAUAUAUUCCAUUAUGCAGCACUAAUCAAUAUUUUGCAUGGUAAGUCUUUUUUGAUCCCUAACAGGUUUGUAUUGAUAAAAGGGUGAGUGGAAUUUUAUAUAUGCUAAAUAAUUGUUAAACAUACGCAUCUAACUUUAGCAAUUUGUCUGUAUUUAUUCUUAGGGGAACAGUUUAAACAUUCAGACACUUAUCUCCAGAUGUUAGAAUCGAACCCUUCUCAAAGUUUAUUUUGCUAUGGCUUUGUUGCAAUCAUUAUUACUAUGUUGGUGUAAGUGUAUUCCAACAACACAAGUGCAAUAACUGUAUACAGACACUGAAUGAGUUGGCUUUAAUGAAACAUGAAAAUAUAAGUUCUGACAUGUCAGAUGGCCCCGCUGUUCUGCAUUUAUGUUUUGCCAAAAGAUCUCAAAAAAAGUAACAGGUUCUCUCAGAUCCUUAAAGAAACAUCAUAUUGAAUAUAAAAUGAAGCAAUGCUUACUUCAGCUCUGCUUAUUUAACUCAGUUGUACACUUUCAGUAUUUCUAACUAGAGGCACUUCCUCAUUUGCAGGAAGCUUAGGACAGCGCAUCUUGUUUAUUUCUAAAGCUCACAGCAUUGAGACACAACAUUUGAUAAUAAGGAUUGUAAUUUAGAUCUCAAUCAUCUAUAUUUACUGCUUUUAAGUAGAGGUAGAAUUUAGAUAACAUUUAGUUUGUAUUGCUUAUUGGGAUAGCUAUAGUAAUAGAAGUUAGGAUUAAUUCAGUUAAUGCACUUUAAGUGGAUUUUAUACUUAACAUGCAUCUCCAAGAAGGUAGACUUGUGCUAGCCUGUAUUUUGUUUCUGAACAUGGCUCUUAGCACAGAAAAUAUUUAUAAAAUCAUAUGCAUCUUUUGGAAACCUAAGAGUAGCGGUGCAACUGUGGGAACUUGCAAGAGUGCUGAUUUAAAUACUUUUAUAGUUUUCCUCUCUGUUUGAUAAAGUUACUUGCAGUUCUUUAGCUUUGUUUGCUUUUACCAUCUUAUUUCUUCAUUCUCUAUUAUAACAUAACCACGAGGGAAAUGUUGUUUAUUAAGAACUUAGCAUGAUGUGUAUUAGAAGCCGUGAUCAUUGGUCAUAUCUACCUGUUGGACCCAGUGGAAAACAUUCCCCUUGAAAUAUCCUGCGCAAUACAUUUAUAAUACUGAUAAUGUGACUUUUUCUAGUGUAAUAAUAAAGCAGGAAAGCAAAAUAAUCAUAUCUUUUUGCAUCAGUUAAGUUUCUUAGUCUGGAUAUUCAUAACCAGACAAUAUUCAUGUUGUCUAACAGUCCAAUACUUUAAAAUGUGAGCAUUUUGAUGCAUCUGAGAAGGAAGAUAGUACAUAAUCCCAUGAUACUGACUCUUCAGUGUGCAUUUCAUGCUAUAGUCAUUGUUUUUAAGAUGCAUCAUAGUAAUGUUUAAAUGGAGCUUCAUAAAGGCCUGUUGUACCAGCAUGUGGAGUUACUUUCCGCAAUAUAUUUACAGUAUAAGUAAACAAAACUAUUUGAAAUAAGUAUUCUGACUUUAUUUUAAAAGGAGGAAAAACUAUUAGGAAAGUUUUCCAAAAUAAUGGUACUUAUAAGUAUAUAUACUUAUUAUAAGUAAUUGUGAUGUUUGAGCUCUAAGAACUGAACAUAACCUUUUUUAAUGGAUUAUUUUAGAUGGAGUUUAAAUGAUCUGAAGUUUGAGAUGUUUUGUGUCUCUCCUCCUUUCUUGGAAUCUACAUCCAUAAGCUCAAGAAUAUGAGAUUACUAAAUAUUACUUAUACUUUAAGGACUUUAUACAGGAUGCUUUUGGAGAAUAACUUUCUGCAUUUUUUCACUCCUGUAUACUUGGAAAAAUGGACAAUGGAUGAUUUGUCAUAAUUAUUCAGUAUGUAUUUUUUUGAGUCACUAAAAGAGAAUGUGUUUUCUUCUGUGUUUUAUAUGUGGAUUUAUUUUACACUCUUGAAUUUAUAUUUACAUAAAUAAAAAGGUAGAAAUGCAGAAUGAAUUAAAACUUAAUUUUUGCCAUCUCAGUUGAUGAUGGGGACAUUGUUGCAAUAAAAUGGAUUUUUGGUGGUUUC
This is a messenger RNA of Rhea pennata, 3789 nucleotides long. RefSeq names its product protein-L-isoaspartate (D-aspartate) O-methyltransferase domain containing 1 (gene PCMTD1). Lineage: Eukaryota; Metazoa; Chordata; Aves; Rheiformes; Rheidae. Gene Ontology annotation, molecular function: protein-L-isoaspartate (D-aspartate) O-methyltransferase activity. The transcript is spliced from 7 exons. Bases 409 to 1485 code for a protein of 358 amino acids. Gene Ontology annotation, biological process: protein modification process. Gene Ontology annotation, cellular component: cytoplasm. The record is from RefSeq and is a predicted model, not a curated record.